AUGAGCUCAGAAGAAGAUACCCGGGAGGUUUUAAAUACUUCUAGUGCCCCUUUGGAGACUGAAGAGCAAGCGCGUGCUAGACAUCGAAGAGAGGCAAAAGAGCUGGUAACCAAGACCACAGCCAUGAAGAAGCAAGCCACUAAAGGUGAAAAGAAGAAAAGAAAAGAGAUAAAUAAGCAGAUUGAAACCCUGGAAAAAGAGAUGAAACUGCGGCAUCAAGACGAAUUAAAUGAUAUUAAAAAACAACUUGCUGGGCUUCAUAUCAGUGGAACCAGUGCAUCUGGGACUUUUGAUAUUGUUGAUGACAACGAUAGCAAUAAUGAUGACGAUGAUGAGUUUAGCCCCGAAAAACUUCUUGCACAGAUCGAGCAAGAAAAGGAAGAGUCCACACCAGAACUUCCUAAACCAGAACCUGUGACGGGUGAGCCAAAAGUCAAGAGAAACCGACGAAAAGAAAAACUUGAGGCUCGCGAAGCUGAAAAAAAGAAAAUUAUUGAAGAAGCUGAAGCUGAGGCUGCAAACCAGGUAGACUAUCGCAAAAUUGAAAUGGAAAGCAUGGAUCAGCUUUUAAAAAUUAAAGGUCUUACUGUGCACGAAGUUGCAGCUGACGGACAUUGUCUUUUUAACUCGAUUGCAGAUCAGCUUAGAGUCAGAAGAAAUAUUGACAAAACGGUUCAGGAACUACGAACAGAAGCUGCUAAUCAUAUCCGGCAGCAUCCUGAUGACUUCAGUCCGUUUUUGUUUGAUGAAAAUACCAUGACCAUCCGAGACAUUGAUGAAUAUACCAAUGAGUUAGAGAAUACACCUCUUUGGGGUGGUGAUUUGGAAAUAACAGCUUUUGCCCAAAUUUAUGACUGUCCAGUGUCUGUCCUAAUUAGCGGGCAAUCGCCACUACUGAUAAAUGAAAACGGGACACACUCUGAGCUGAAGCUGGCAUAUUAUAAGCAUAGUUUUGGUUUGGGUGAGCACUACAAUUCCGUCCGUGGUUAA
Messenger RNA from Magnusiomyces paraingens, 990 nucleotides. RefSeq lists its product as uncharacterized. NCBI's taxonomy places the organism in Eukaryota, Fungi, Ascomycota, Dipodascomycetes, Dipodascales, Dipodascaceae. The transcript has 2 exons. Gene Ontology annotation, biological process: protein deubiquitination. The record is from RefSeq and is a predicted model, not a curated record. Gene Ontology annotation, molecular function: cysteine-type deubiquitinase activity. The coding region runs from base 1 to 990 and encodes 329 amino acids.